UUCGUAGUGGGUGUAUCUGAUGUUUGUGUGUAUUUCUCUUUAUGUCGUUACCGCAGUGAUGCGAUUCUUUCGCGUCUCUAUUUAUUUAUGACACUUAUCGAUCACAUUAUUGUGAUGUAUUGAUCGAUAUAUGUCUGUUUUUAUUCCCCAAUGAUCUUGAGAUGGCCAGCUCUUUCUCCAGACCUUCAGAUCAAGGAGCCACAGAAAAGGACAAGCUCCUGACCUUUGUGACGGGUUACGGCUCCAGUGACCUCAAUGGUGGGUGUCAUGGCAACCCUUCCUCUCUGGAUUUGGGUACAUCAGGGUCACGGCAGCGGGUGGAGGAAGAGGAGGAGGCCCUGAGGAGGAAGUUGAAAUAUUUCUUCAUGAGUCCGUGUGAUAAAUAUCACGCUAAAGGCCGUAAACCCUUCAAACUGGCACUGCAGCUACUAAAGAUUGUCAUAGUAACUGUACAGCUCGUGAUGUUUGGUCUCAGUAAUCAGAUGGUGGUGGCGUUUAAAGAGGAGAACACAAACUCAUUCAAACAUCUGUUCUUGAGAGGUUAUCUGGAUGGAUCUGAGGAGCCCAUGUGUGUUCACACGCAGAAAGCCGUUCAUGAACACAUUGAUUACGCCAUCGACCAGUAUCUGGCUCUACAGCAGACGUCAGUGGGCAGGUACGCGUAUGUUCCAGGCGUGGGACUGAAUGGCAGCGCCCUCUAUCUGUGCCAGCGUUACUACAGGAAGGGCAGCAUUGAACCCGUCAAUGACACGUUCGACAUCGACCCUCACGUCGUCACCGACUGUAUUGGAGUGAAUCCACCUCCAGAUCUUCCGGCUCCGCUGCAGAACGACUACAAGAACAUCACCCUUGAGUUUCAGAAGUUGAUUAACAUCACGAUACAGUUUCAGCUGAAGGCGAUAAACAUCCAGACGAUUAUCAAUAAUGAAAUUCCCGACUGUUACACCUUCUCCAUUACUAUCUUGUUUGAUAAUAAGGCUCACAGUGGUAAAGUGAAGCUCAGUUUGCUCAACGAGGCGUCCAUUAAAGAGUGCCGGGAUCCUAAUGUGUCUGGACACGCGGACAGUUACGCACGCGUGGCGUUUGAUGUGUUGGUCGCGGUGGUCUGUGGUUUGUCUCUGGUGUUGUGUGGACGCUCCAUCCUCAGAGGAAUUGUCCUGCAGCACGAGUUUGUGUGUUAUUUCCGUCAGUCACUGGGUCAUUCGGUGAGUUGGGGUGAUCGUCUGGAGUUUAUUAACGGCUGGUAUCUGCUCUUGAUCAUCAGUGAUGUUCUCACCAUCAUCGCCUCCUUUAUCAAGAUCGCAAUCGAGACCAAGAAUCUGUCGUCGUAUGACGUGUGCAGUAUUUUGAUGGGCACCUCGACUCUGCUGGUGUGGGUGGGUGUGAUCCGAUACUUCAGCUUCUUUCAGAAAUAUAACAUUCUGAUUGUGACACUCAGAGCCGCGUUUCCAAACGUGAUUCGAUUCUGCUGCUGCGCUGCAGCCAUUUACAUGGGCUACUGCUUCUGUGGCUGGAUUGUUCUGGGACCCUAUCACACUAAAUUCCGCUCUCUGUCUAUGGUGUCGGAGUGUUUGUUUUCUCUGAUAAACGGAGAUGACAUGUUUGUGACGUUCUCGGAGGUGGAGCAGAGCGGGACUCUGGUGUGGGUGUUCAGUCAGCUGUAUCUCUACACCUUCAUCUCUCUCUUCAUCUAUAUGAUCCUGUCGCUCUUCAUCGCACUCAUCACUGGAGCGUAUGACACCAUCACACAACAAACCCAGGAAACCCCCGAGGUGUCUGAACUGCAUCGGUUCAUCUCCGAAUGUACCGACACACCAACCUCUGGAAACUUCCGCAGCCCAGAAAACUCCAGAUGUUCUCUCUUCAGCUGCUUGAACUAGAUUAAACUGUGUGUGCAUGUGUUUGUGUGUAUGUGUGUGUGCUUGUUUGCAUGUGUCCUUCUUUGUGUGUGUGUGUUUGUGUUUGUGUGUGAGAGAGAGUGAGUGUGAGUGUGUGAGAGAUUGAGUGUGUGUGUGUGUGAGAGAGUGAGUGUGUGUGUAAGAGAGAGUGAGUGUGUGUGUGUGUGUGUGUGUGUGUGUGUGUGUGUGUUGUGUGUGAGAGAGAGUGAGUGUGUGUGUGUGUGUGAGAGAGUGAGUGUGUGUGUAAGAGCAAGUGAGUGUGUGUGUGUGUGAGUGAGAGAGAGUGAGUGUGUGUGUGUGUGUUUGUGUGUGAGAGAGAGUGAGUGAGUGAGUGUGUGUGUAAGAGAGAGUGAGUGUGUGUGUGUUUGUGUGUGAGAAAGAGUGUGUGUGUGAGAGAGUGAGUGUGUGUGUGUGAGUGUGUGUGUAUGUGUGAGAGAGAGUGAGUGUAUGUAUGUGUGUAUGUGUGUGUGUGCGCGCCUGUUUGUGUGUGAGUGUGUAUAUGUAUAUGUGUGUGUGUGUGCACCUGUCUGUGUGUUUGUGUGUGAGUGUGUAUAUGUGUAUGUAUGUGUGUGUGUUACAGCUUUAUAAGGAGGAAAUGCACAGGGGGGCAGGUACACUACACCAUCCACAUUAAUAUUAAUGUCCAAAUAAACCUGCAAGCUAUGCAUCCUUUUAUCCAUGCACACACACUCACACACACACACACACACACACACACACACACACACACACACACACACACACACACAUACACUCACACUCCUUGGGCAUCUAGAGAGGUUUCCUCUGAAUAUGGACACAGAUCGGUCCAUGAGGGAAUUGCUUUAGUGAUGCAGAGACGCAUCAGAUGAAGCUUUGUGUGUUUGAAGAAGCUGUUAUUGGACGCUUUAAACAGCCGUUAAACAAGAUGAGUACAGGACUGAAGAGACUAUAGUUCAUCUUUACAAGCACAUGAGUGUAUCAUUACAGAGGCAUUAAGAGUUGUUCAGUUGUUAUUUAUAUGUUAGUUUAACGAACAGCUCACGGGAGGACUCAGUGUGGCAUGUUUAUUAUAGUAUUAUAUUGGUCCACAGAAUUCAUAUUGUAAGUGUCAUCUUCAGCUCAUCUACAGCAAUGAAAGAGAGGAUCUGUGAUGAUCUGUGAUGUAGCCAGAAUGCCUUGUGUUGGUGCUCCUGCAUAUAUUUAGUGUACAAUUGUGGUUUCGGGCACAUUUUAAUGUUCUUUUACGUUUAUAAUAUUUGAAGGUUCAUCUAGACGCCGUUGGUCCAGUUUGUUGCAUUUGUUAUUUGAAUCAAAGGGAAUUUGUUUUUUAUGAUGCACAUUUUGUUUUAAAUGUUUUAAUUUAUUUGGAGAUGUGAAUGUGUAUCUGAUAUUUCUUGUGUGUUUACAUGUAAUUGAUAUAAUUAAUGUCAUUUAAAGAGGUGAAAUGACAUGAAAGCUGUUGUCAUGCACAGAUUUGAGUGUUUAUUAUGUCAUAAAUACUCAUUUUGAGCCC
Messenger RNA from Xyrauchen texanus (razorback sucker), 3393 nucleotides. RefSeq names its product mucolipin TRP cation channel 1b (gene mcoln1b). Gene Ontology annotation, cellular component: lysosomal membrane; plasma membrane. The record is from RefSeq and is a predicted model, not a curated record. Bases 162 to 1880 code for a protein of 572 amino acids. The transcript has 13 exons. Gene Ontology annotation, molecular function: NAADP-sensitive calcium-release channel activity. Lineage: Eukaryota; Metazoa; Chordata; Actinopteri; Cypriniformes; Catostomidae.